Messenger RNA from Hylaeus volcanicus, 3863 nucleotides. Its product is annotated as protein mab-21-like. The transcript has a single exon. The coding region runs from base 375 to 1472 and encodes 365 amino acids. NCBI's taxonomy places the organism in Eukaryota, Metazoa, Arthropoda, Insecta, Hymenoptera, Colletidae. The record is from RefSeq and is a predicted model, not a curated record.
CAGGAGGCGUGGCGAGGACGCGCACACUCCACGUGACCCUGUGUUGCUGUAGGCGGGACUUACGAAACUCGGCACACAAUUACAACAGCAGUGGAACGGGCUGGUGGUCUCUCUGUCGUCGCGCGCGCGGAACACCUCGAGUUGCGCUCGUUCCGCGUACAACACCUGCCGAUUGCUCGCUCGUGCACUCGUUACGUCCAUCCGUGACUUUUCAAUAGUGCCGUAAACGAUCGCCAGACUCGAGAAAAAAUAACGCACCAUGGACGGUAACAACACUCCGACCGAUACGAGCCGCGUCCACGCGAAACAACAAGGCUGAUCAUCCCCCAAAAAGCAUAAUCUCGUGGAAGGAACCCGUGGCGACAACAUCGAUCAUGUUGCUACCCCAAGACAUGAUGGCAGCCCAGUCGAAGAUGCUCUAUCAGAUGAACAAGUACUACGGCGAGAGAGUGCAAGCUCGCAUGGGCCAGGUACAGAAGACCAUCAGGGAAGUGUGCAAGGUGGUGCAGGACGUGCUGAAGGAGGUCGAGGUUCAAGAACCGCGCUUCAUCUCAUCCCUGACGGAGUGCAACGGCCGCUACGAGGGCCUCGAGGUGAUCUCGCCCGGCGAGUUCGAGGUGGUCCUCUACCUGAAUCAGAUGGGUGUGUUCAACUUCGUCGACGACGGCACCCUACCGGGCUGCGCCGUACUGAAACUCAGCGACGGACGGAAGAGGUCCAUGUCCCUUUGGGUGGAGUUCAUCACGGCGUCGGGCUACCUGUCCGCCAGAAAGAUACGCUCGAGGUUUCAGACCUUGGUGGCGCAGGCCUGCGACAAGUGCGCCUACAGGGACUCCGUGAAGAUGAUAGCGGACACGACAGAGGUCAAGUUACGGAUCAGAGAGAGAUACGUGGUGCAGAUCACCCCAGCGUUCAAGUGCUCGGGCGUUUGGCCGAGAUCUGCGGCGCACUGGCCGAUCCCUCACAUACCCUGGCCUUAUCCUAAUCUCGUGGCCGAGGUUAAGACCGAGGGAUUCGAUUUGUUGUCCAAGGAGAGCGUGGCCCUGCAGGGCAAACAGUCCGCCAUGGAGGGCGACGCCUGGGUUCUGUCGUUCACGGAAGCCGAGACUAGACUGCUCCACGGCGGCUGUCGCAGGAGAUGUCUGAGUAUACUGAAGACACUCAGGGACAGACAUCUGGAUCUUCCUGGGAACCCGGUGACCAGUUAUCAUAUGAAGACCCUGCUGCUAUACGAAUGCGAGAAACACCCCCUCGAAACCGAGUGGGACGAGGGAUGUCUCGCGGACCGUAUCAACGGUAUCUUCCUGCAGCUGAUAUCCUGCCUUCAGUGUCGAAGGUGUCCCCAUUACUUUUUGCCUAACUUGGAUCUGUUCAAGGGAAAGUCGCCCAGCGGGCUGGAAAACGCCGCGAAGCAAGUGUGGAGACUCACCAGGGAGCUCCUGACGAACAGUCGAGCUCUCGAGAAGCUUUAGCCGGAGACUGUUUAGACCGAGAGAGUUUCGCGCGUUCGGGAUGUUGCUUUCGCGGCGGUUUUAUCUGCUUUUGUAACCCUCGCCACAGGCGAGGACGGUCCGCUUCCAGUCGUUAUUUUCUACUUGCUUGAACGCGUCGGGUUAUGAGGAUGGUGGACCGCGCGCCUUGAUGCUUUACUGCCUACUGGGCUAUUUCUGGGUCGAAUGGGAUGCUCAUAAAAUUCUGUAGCUUUUGAAUAAAAUUCUAGGCUAGAAUUAACUUGUGCAGACUUGUGCAGGAACCAUGGGGUUUCUUUGCACAUAUGCUAAGGUAGCUAAUAUGGAUGGGUCUUGAUUUUGCAUUACUGUUUCCAGAGAUUGUUGGAAAAACAAAAGUAAUAAUAUUUCUCAGGUUUAAACGAAAAGUGAUUCUAUUUUAGAAUAUGCUUAGAAUCUUAUCGGUCUCCUCAGUUUGAAUAUUAAAGAUCCUAUGAAUAGACUCCUGGAAGGUAAAGCGUUAGCCAAGGGACCAUCUGGUGUCGUAUUUGGCGCGAAUCGAGAAAUUUGAUAGUUAUCAGCCUCUGUCAUGUUCACGUAAGUUCGCGAACUCGAUCGAUCGCUCUAACGUCCAAGUGAACACACGGAUCCAGCUGUAAGCUGGUUGCGUGGGUAAAUUCCUCGUUUGAAAUCACGAUUUUUAUAUCUACACUGGCUCUGUAUUUGAGAUGUUGAAUGGAAUGGUGUUCCUUCCAGAAGUGACCGGCGGUAGGCAGACAGUUAAGUGUUAAUCGUGUUGUUUUUCUUCUUGUUUGGCAAAAUUUGACAAUUUCUGACAUGUCCUAAACGAAAGUUUCUAAUAAAUGGGGGUUGUUAAAUUUUCAUCGAACAAAUCGAACGAGGGAUGUGUAAUUUCAAAAUUAUCGAUCACCAAAUGUUUACACAAUCGAAGCUUCAGCUUGAAAAACUGGAAUGUCAGCGUUUAACUAACGCAAAUGAUGCCACGCACUCGAGCGCGGGGUUUGUCCACAUAGCGUUACAAUAAUACGGGCGAUUAAUUAACUACUACGUUAGCUACUCUUACCUGUUUAAUAUGGCUGAUGUGAAUAUCGUCGUGUGAUCCGUUGUCGUUAUUAAUGUAAUGUUUAUAAUCGGUUAGCAGCGAGCUUCCGACGGUAGUUGGACACUACGCAUUGUUAUAUGUACAUACUUUUUUAUAUUAUUUAAACGAUAUUUAUUUUUACUCGAAUCGCUGUUCGAACACAUGACUGUAAAUAAUUAAUAAACGCAUUUCGUCUCGUAACUAACAUCUAAGACUCAAUUCAAAGAAACCCUAAAAAUUGUCUUACUAAACAGUUGAAAACUGCACAAUCUACCAUUCCUCAUAGUACUAUUUUUUUUCGACACCUCACCCUUGUAAUGAAUUUUGGAGUAAAGCGUAAAGAGAAGUACACAUUAUAGCAAAGUACAGAUGCACUCUGCCAUUAACUUAACCUUGCCUAGCACUCUAUUCCAUCGCUAUCGAACACCCAGUAGUCUUUAUCUCCACGAUCCCUCAUUAUGACAGCUAACGAAUCGACUAUAAUUUUUCAACGUCCCCUGCGAUCCGAGGCACGCCAAUGUAAAAGACGAGGAUAUAAAACCAACGAGCGCGUAAUUAUCUACGAUAUUAACACUUCUGUACGCGCUUGAGGAGAUUGAAACGCCUCGUCAAAGUAUCGCUACCGAGUUUCAUGGCCGCUACACGCCCACGACGGCCGGUCGUGCUCUUAUCUUAAUUCACUCCUGAAAUUUCUUCUCUUAUCUUUCACCGCGGCCACGACACGCUGCCACUCAGUUUCCACGGCGCGGGUACGCGAUCGUUACGGAAUUUACGUUAUUAUUAUUGCCCCGUAAAACAAAGUGAAAGGAGCAAGAGAGAGUUUCCGCGGCGAACGCGCCCCAAUGAACCACACUUUACGCGCCGUAUCUCGCAGUUCCCUCCGCGAUUUACAAGCCUUAAUGGUAGAGUUAUCGGUGUCGUCGUUAAACGUAGAUUUUAUACCGACUUUUUGCGCCUGUGACCAGGCCGGUUCUCAAUAAAACGGCUGUAAAUAAAGCCAGCCCGUGCCCCUUCCACGUACCUUCUGAUAAGUCAGGAUACUGCUCUCAGCCCGACCGCGGACGAAUUUCUUAUUUUAGCGACGAUGAGAAUACGGCCAGUGAAAUCUCACAACACAUUCUCGAUGUAGGAACUUUUUAACCAUUUCUGUUGUUUGAGCCAACAAAUGUACCACGUGCCACUUUUUAAUAUGUCAUAUAAUGUUUCACUGUAUUUAAAGAAAAAAAAUUAGAGAGUUUAUCCACACGUGUCGCAACUUUACAACUAACGAGAUUCGCUUAUUUAUAUUGGUGCUACAGUUACGCAAUAAUUGG